Molecule: messenger RNA, 2900 nt
Organism: Cotesia glomerata
Lineage: Eukaryota; Metazoa; Arthropoda; Insecta; Hymenoptera; Braconidae
Product: piwi-like protein Siwi
Exons: 11
Coding region: 152-2827 (891 amino acids)
Biological process (GO): regulatory ncRNA-mediated gene silencing
Cellular component (GO): P granule
Molecular function (GO): piRNA binding; protein binding
Source: RefSeq, a predicted model, not a curated record
CGAACAACCACCAAAAGACACAACCGACUGACAACGGUUCGCCACAACCGCGUCAGCAUUGUUAGUGAGGGGACGUGCAGGCACGCCUCUGUUCAUUUUUUUUUUAUUAUCCGGGUUUUCUAAAAUUUUUGCAUAAUCAGUUAGUGGUAUCAUGGACAAUCGUCGUGAUCGUCCGGCUGGACGAAGUCGAGGAAGGGCUAGUAACAGCGCACCUCAGCAGCAGCCUCAAGGAGUAUGGGGACGCCGUCCCGGACCAUCGCAGGCUCAUGACUCUGCUCAGCAGUACGGACCUCCACCGACGAAAUAUUUUCGCCCACAGAGUUUAGGCCGGUCUGUUCGUGCACCAGUACCAACUGCCGCCCCUGCUGGAGACCAGCGUCCACCAGGAGUUGAUCGUCCGGCUCCUCCACCCUCAAGCGUUGCACCAGUCGGGGGUGGUGGCGAUGCAUCAGCAUCAGCUGCUGGACGUGGAGCCAUGCGAGGGCGCAGAAUGGUUAACCCAGAUAUUUUGAAUUCUCGACCUGUUCAUGUUAAAGCAUCUAAGAAAGGAACGGGCGGUAAUCCAAUAAAGCUUCAGGCCAACUUCUUUAAGAUUUUGAGCGCUCCCGAUUGGUGUUUGAAACAGUACCGGGUUGACUUUGCUCCUGAAGAAGACAGGCUAAUGGUCCGUAAAGGACUAAUUCGCAUUCAUAAAGAUGCACUGGGCAUUUACAUCUUUGAUGGUACUCUGUUGUACUCAGUGAGUCGCUAUCAAUGUUCUAAAACAGAGGCGUGGGAAUUAUUUUCUCAAAGACAAUCAGACAACGCUCAAAUUAGAAUCAGCAUCCGUCUCGUUGGAGAAAUGACCAAAGGAGAUCCAGCCUAUCCUCAAUUUUAUAACAUUAUUGCUCGUAAAGGAUUAGAACAUCUCAAGCUUAAAUUAGUCAAUCGUGACUAUUAUGAUCCUAAAGCCAGUGUUAACAUUCAUGAAUUUGGACUUCAAUUAUGGCCCGGUUAUCAAACAUCAAUUCGUCAACAUGAACGCGAUGUCCUCAUGAGUUGUGAAAUUACUCACAAAGUGAUGCGCCAAGAGACCAUAUACCAUGUUCUGCAAAAAGUUCGCAACCAGUGUCGUGGUGGUGAUGUACAUGGAGCCUGCAAAGCUGCCGUAUUAAAUUCACGAGUAAUGACUGAUUACAACAACAACACUUACCGUAUUGAUGACAUUGAUUUCUCCAGAACGCCUCAGUCUACAUUUCCGUUAGGAAAGGAUCAAGUUCCGACAACUUACUUGCAAUAUUAUCAAUCCAAGUACGGAAUUUCCAUCAGAGAUCCUAAACAACCGCUUCUUGCCUCUCGUUCAGAUCAGAGAGAUCGUCGUGCUGGACAAGAUGAAAUAAUUUAUCUAAUUCCUGAAUUGUGUCGCACUACAGGAUUGACCGAUGAGAUGAGAAACGACUAUAAGUUGAUGGCUGCAUUAGCUAAGCACACUCGUGUUAACCCUGACAGGCGUAUCGACAAGUUGUUGAUGUUCAACAGAAGAUUGCAGGAGACACCGGCAGUAGUUCAAGAGUUUAAACAGUGGAAUUUAAGAUUAGAUACCAACUUGGUCGAAAUUCCAGCUCGUGUAAUCCCACCAGAAAACAUCAUUUUUGGAGCUUCGAGGGAGUCAGCCACUCAGUCUGCUGAUUGGACUAAACACUUCCGAUCCUCACGAUUGAUUGUUUGCACCAAAUUAUCUGAUUGGGUUCUCAUUGUUCCAAACAGUGUACGACGUGGAGAAGCUCAGAAUUUCGUAAGUAACAUCAUCAAAGCCGGCCAAGGAAUGUCAUUCUUUGUCAGUCAACCUCGCGUCAUUGAUAUUCGUCGAGACUACGCUUCUGAUUACGCUGAUGAACUGGAAAACAUCUUAAGCCGAUCUACUCCUCAACUUGUCUGUUGUGUUUCACCAAGACCACGUGCUGAUGUCUAUGCCUCUAUUAAAAAGAAGUGUUGUGUAGAUCGCCCAGUUCCGAGCCAGGUCAUUCUUGCUAAAAAUUUAGCAUCCAAAGGGGCCAUGUCAAUUGCUACCAAAGUAGCAAUUCAGAUGAAUUGCAAGAUCGGUGGUGCUCCUUGGACUAUGGAAUUUGGAAUGGCUGGAUUAAUGGUUGUCGGAUUUGAUGUUUGUCACGAUCCUAACCAACGUGGAACAGAUUAUGGUGCUAUGGUUGCAACUCUUGAUCGUGGAAUGACCCGCUACUUUUCUGCAGUCACCGCUCAUCGCAGUAAUGAAGAACUGUCAAAUGAGUUUAGUUUGAACAUGGUCAAAGCAAUCCGCAAGUAUUCUGAAAUGAACGGCGGUAGUUUACCUGCACGUAUUAUCAUCUACCGUGAUGGUGUCGGUGACGGUCAAAUUCCCCACGUGCUGAACCACGAAGUCAAUCAUUUGAACGAAGCUCUUGCUAAGCUGUACGGUCGUCCUGAAGCAGUGAAGAUGACGUUCGUCAUCGUCACUAAGCGUAUUAACACCCGUUUGUUCUACAACCGUCGUGAUAAUCCGCCACCUGGUACUGUAGUCGACGACGUCAUCACCAAUCCAUGGAGGUACGAUUUCUUCAUUGUAUCUCAGUGUGUCAGACAAGGAUCUGUCUCACCGACAGCCUACAACGUGAUUCAAGACAACGCUGGCCUCGAUGUCUCAGCCCUUCAACGCUUGACUUUCCAGUUGACGCACAUGUACUUCAACUGGAGCGGAACUGUUAGAGUUCCCGCGCCUUGCCAAUACGCUCACAAAUUGGCAUUUUUAGUUUCACAAAGUAUUCACCGAUCACCAAGCGCUCACUUGGAAUCUCUUUUAUACUUCCUUUAAGAAAAUACGAAGGAAAAAGUUAUUUUUUUUUUUUUUUUAUUUUUUAAGGAAUGAAAAUUUAUUUGCUUUUUUA